Oldenlandia corymbosa var. corymbosa is the source of this 2237-nucleotide messenger RNA. Lineage: Eukaryota; Viridiplantae; Streptophyta; Magnoliopsida; Gentianales; Rubiaceae. The record is from the annotation of a GenBank genome assembly.
CAAAAUUAAAAGAAACAAAGCCGCUCACCAGAAUGCACAAUUUGGUCCAAAUAAAUUUAGGGCCCGGCACCGGCUCUGGCUCCGGCUCCGGCAAAGUUCCUCCGCUUUGUUCGUGUUUUACUUCCAAACCUAAGAUAUUCGAAUGUUAAGAUUGUUAGAGAAAUCCCUUCAAAAAUCGAAAGGAAGAAACAACAACCAUGGUGCCUUUGGCGCCUCGGAGCUUUCAGAAGAUUUUAAGGCUCAAUGGUUUCUCUGCUUUCCGACAUAUCUCCGUCAUUCCCUCGUUCAUUUCUCAGAAUGAGUUUCCACGUAGUCGGGGCUUCUCUUCUGAAGUAGAAGCUGCCACCGAGUUUGAAUUUGAUGAAAUUCCUUAUGAUGCCAAGGCGGUUGAGAAAGAAGUUGCUUUGCGCGGAGCUAUUUCGCAGCUUGCGAAUGAUUUUGGGAAAGAGUCGAUGUUGUCUUUGCAGCGGUUCUUCGGGUCUAGAAAAGCACCGGUAAUUCCUACUGGAUCAUUGAAGCUCGAUUUAGCGCUUGGGAUUGGAGGACUGCCUAAGGGAAGGAUAGUUGAAAUUUUUGGGCAGGAAGCAUCUGGGAAGACAACACUUGCACUUCAUGUGAUCAAGGAGGCUCAAAAGCUUGGAGGUUAUUGUGCUUACCUAGACGUGGAAAAUGCAAUGAAUCCUUCCCUUGCUGAAUCAAUGGGUGUGAAUACACAAAAUCUCCUAAUCUCGCAACCAGAUUGUGCUGAAAACUUGCUCAGUAUGGUUGAUACACUGACAAAAAGUGGGUCGGUAGAUGUUAUUGUGGUCGACAGUGUGGCUGCUCUUGUCCCGCAACUUGAAAUUGACUCUGUAGAGGUUGGCACCACCAGAGAUAUGCAAUCUAGGAUUAUGACGCAAGCACUUCGCAAAAUCCAUUAUUCUUUAGCCCAUUCUCGUACUCUUAUCAUUUUUGUUAACCAGGUGAGAGCAAAUUUAAAACCAGGUCCACGUUAUAACCCGUCAGAGGAGGUUACUUGUGGUGGGAAUGCUUUACCAUUUUAUGCGGCCAUCCGUCUGAAACUUAUCAGGAAAAAAUUGCUCAAAACUCAUCCGGAUAUGGCUACUGGUCUUGAGGUCUGUGCAAAAGUGAUAAAAAAUAAACUGGCACCUGCGAUGAAAGAUGCGGAUCUGACAAUAAAAUUUGGAAGGGGUAUAUGUUGCGUUUCAGAGAUCUUGGAUUUGGCUUGUGAACACGGAACUAUAUUGCUUGAAGGUGGCAGCUACAGUAUAGAAGGUGAAACAUUAAAUUCUAAGAAGGAAGCUGAAGAGUAUCUUGCUAGAAAUGUUGUCGUAAUGGAACAAGUUGUGAGUAAUUUAAGAAGUCAAUUGUUCGAAAGGAGGAAAUCAUGACCACGGUAACCAUUAAUGGUGCACAUCACUGGAGAAGCAUUCUGAAGAAAUUGAUUCCUGGACUUUGAAGUGCCAACCAACUCGGAGUAAACGGUAACUCAGUUGCAGAACCAUGUUUUGUGGCACAUCACAUUAUUUAAAGCUUCUGAAGGUCAAGUUUCCUUGAGAUCUAUGUAGUGUACAGUUAGGGUAGAAAUUUAUUUCCAGGCUUAAGUUUUGGAAGAAUGAUAGAAUAGUUCAGUUGCUGCGAAUUGAUCUCUGUAAUGAUAUCAGAGUUUAGUUGGUGGGAAAUCUUAACAUUGUUUUUAUUUCAAUUGUAGUUUCUUCUACUGUGAAAAGCUUAAGUGAAAGGCAUGGAUUGAUGUUUUUGUUGUGACAUUGUGAUCUGGUAUCUUGUAGAUCUGUGUAUCAGUUUGUAGAGGAUUGAUUACUCCUCAAAAGCUUGAUUUGAUUGAAAGAGAUUUGUAUUUCCAUGUGCCGUGGCGAACAGGUGUUCCUGUUUGAUGUUUGAGGCAGAUGUUGAAAUCAUUGAUAGCAGCAAUUGGGACAAGUCUAGCAAAUUCACGGUGGCGGCAUUGGCACAUCACAUUUCAUUUUCUGAAGAUGCAAUUCGUCUGGUCACCCCAAUUCAAGGAUGGGAGCCUCAUGUAGUCAGAAUUUGAGUUCAGAUUGAUUUGUAGUUGAAAAUUGAUGCUAUUUAAGGAGGGGAGCCUUAAGUAGUCUGAAUUUCAGUUUCAAACUGAUUUGAAGUUAAAUUCACGCGGUACAUUUAGCACGGUUUAACCCGAAGAGAAAAAUAAUUACUUCUUCAGUCUCAAUCUUAAAUAACCCUUCUUUCCACUUCAC